Molecule: messenger RNA, 4107 nt
Organism: Acanthosepion pharaonis
Lineage: Eukaryota; Metazoa; Mollusca; Cephalopoda; Sepiida; Sepiidae
Source: the annotation of a GenBank genome assembly
AUGGCGACGACGACGACCACCACCACCUCUGACAGUACCACAGUAGUCAGCAGUAGCGCUACUACAAUUAACAAAGAGAGGUUUACCGAUAAAACCUUGGAAGAGGAAGACAUGAGGAACGCAUGCAGCCCACCACCCAAACCUAGAGGCUCAGUGCCGGAUCACAGUGCCUCACCUAAUCUUACGAAACGUAAGAAGGACAUGGAGAAUUCCAGAGACGGUUCCUGUUCCAUGUUCAAACGUUUAAAAUAUGAUUGGAAUCAAACUGAUGAACAUGUGACUAUCACUUUACAAUUAGAAGAUGAAAGUGACAUUGUCAAGUUUAGUGACCCAGAAUUUUCUCGGACUGGUGUAUGGAUGAAGUUCCCAGAUGGAAAAGUAUGGAGCUUAACUUUCAACAGUGAAAUAGAUUCUAAAGACUGCAAAACAGAGCUAGCAAAUUCUAAUUCGAUGGUUCUCACUGUUAAAAAAAAGGUACACAGCCAUUGGGCAUCACUUGAGGCAACAAUCAAUGAAGAGUGUACCAAGUCUCCUGCUUAUAUGGAUAAUACUAUGAUGGAAAAUAGACCCCAAGAAAUGGUACAGGAGUUGAAUGAAUCAAAUGAAAAGAUUAAUGAUGGCUCCUGGAAAGAGAAUGAUUCUUUGUAUCAGCUACAGCAUACCAAACAUGACUGGAUUGAAAAAAAUGACACAUUCACUAUUCACAUUUAUGUAAAGAAAACAAACAAAGAUGUUGUGCGAGUCUUCUAUGAAGAAAAACUUGUCACUGUCCUUUUUCAGACAAGUGAUCAAAAGUAUUUGGAUCUCCAUCCAGGCUCAACAGAGCAGACUAUGUUUAGUUGGAAAAUAAAUGUCAAAAAUGAAAUAAUUCCACAGCAGUGUAAACACCGAGUAACAGGAGCAUUGAUUGAAAUAACCUUGUUGAAAAAAGAAGUGUUAAAAUGGGGAGCACUUGAAGUUCCUCUGCAGAAAAAAAGUUCAAGUGCAACUCAGCGUUCUUCUGAUUGGCAAUACACUACAAAAGAGAAACCAGCAAUCACUCUUCCUAAUGUUGAGAUGGGCAGUUGCAGUGUUGGUUCCAAUGCAAUGAGUAAUACACCAUGCAUGACUAAUAGCAGCAGUAAUGGAGUGGCAUUUGAUGAAAUGCAGAACUUGAACACAACACCUGUCUCUGACAACCAUACAGCUGGUGGAGAUGCCUUCACUCUUGCAAGUUCAUGCAACAAGCAAAACUCUCUAAUAACAAGUCAGAAACCCACCUGUAAGGUUUCUCCUAUGAACAAACUGAAGGAUACAGAUCAAGUGGUGAGUCCAGGCUUUACUGGGCUUGAUAAUCUUGGUAACACAUGCUUUAUGAACAGUGUACUUCAGUGCUUGGCCAAUACUCGAGAAUUCAGAGAUUAUUUUUUAGAUAAUACAUUUCAAAAAGAGAUCAAUACAGAAAAUCUAUUAGGAAGUGGUGGCUUGUUGGCAUCUGCAUUUGCUGUCCUUCUCCGAAUGCUCUGGAAUGGCAAACACACAUCUCAUGCACCUUCCAAACUAAAGAAUCUUGUUGCUAUGAAAGCUAGUCAAUUCACAGGAUUUGCCCAACAUGAUGCUCAAGAAUUUAUGGCUUUCUUGCUUGAUAUCUUGCAUGAAGAUUUAAAUAGAGUCAAAAACAAGCCUUACACUCAAACGGUGGAUUCUGAUGGGAGAAGAGAUGAGGUUGUUGCAAAUGAGGCUUGGGAAGUUUACAAGAAAAGGAACGAUUCUUUCAUAGUAGAUCUGUUUCAAGGCCAAUAUAAAUCAAAGCUUGUCUGUCCCAUCUGUGAAAAGUUAUCAAUUACAUUUGAUCCAUUUUGUUAUCUUUCAAUCCCACUUCCAAAGAAGCUGAGGCUCAUUCCUGUUGUAUUCUUUUGGCGAGAACCUUAUCGGAAACCUAUACAGUAUAAAUUACGUCUUCCUAAAGAUGCUACUGUGGAAUUACUUAAAGAAAAAUUAUCAAAGAAAACACUUGUUAAACCACGUGAUAUUAGGGUGUUUGAACCUAAGAAAGGACGAAUUCACAAAAUUUAUGGUCGUGGAAGUCAACUGAGUAAUGAUUACUCAACUGAAAAAAUAUUUGCGUGUGAAGUUUUAUCCCAAGAAAUUGCUGGUGAACCUGUUUUUGAAAUAUAUGUGAUCCAAAGAAUCCGAAUGCCUAUUUCUCCAAAAUGUAGUUCAUGUGGUAAGAAACCACUUGAAGGUUGUCAAUUAAAACGGUGUGCAAAUUGCUACACUGUUGGCUACUGCAAUCAAGAAUGUCAAAAGGCUCACUGGGAAGUUCAUAAAGACAAUUGUAAAUGUACACCAGUUGGUAGCCCAUUUCUCAUCUCUUUACCAAAAUCGCGAGCAACAUUUUCUCGAUUACGUAAACUCAUGGAAGCCUAUUCAAGGUAUUCAGUCGAUGUUUUUCAGCCACCUGUCAAAGUGGAGCCAUCAAAUAUCAGCAAGUCAACAACCUCAAUAGCAACUCGUUCAUCAACAUCCAAUUUAAGUUCAAGCAGCCAAUCAUCAGGUAGCUUGAGUAGCCUUGAUAGUCAGGCGUCCUACAGUAGUGCAUGCACACUGACUGCAGACAAUGAGCAAAAUCUUGCUGAUGAUGAGGAAGAAGAGGAGCAAGAAGCUGGUCAUAACAUUCAAGAUGGUAAUUUGCAGCCAUGUAUGACACCACCAGCUACUAGCAUAAGCAAGCAUCCUCCAAAUACCAACCCAAUACCAAUCAGUCCAUCCAUGCCUGCAUUAACCCCGCAUACAGACCAGGUAUCUCUUCUACCACUCUUUGAGCAGACAAAAGAUGACAAGAUGAAUGAUGUGGAACGAUGGCAGAAGGAUUCUUCACAAUUGUGUGAUGGUACUGAUUCUGGCACAUUUGUGACACCUUCUACAACAAUAAUUUCUUCAGUGUCUCCUAGUUUGAUUGGUGGUGCAGGUGACUCUACACAGCCUGCUAUACUUUCAGCUACUAAUUGUACCCCUGCUGACCGUCCAGACCGGUUGAAUGUCAAUCGAAAUCAUUUACCCACAGGUGCUGUGCUUGGUUUACAGAAUGAUGACACUGAACAUGGUCCUCCCUUAUUCUCUAUCAAACAAGUGACUCAGGAUGGAAAUAAAAUUGUCAGUGGUGAAAGUUUUGAAGAUAGAGGUGAUGAACUUUUAGAUUUAAGAAGUAAAACAUUUUUAGCAAUGGACUGGAAAAAUAAUGAUAGAGUUCUUACAGUUUGGGUACAGUCCAGAGAAUUGGAAUGUGAAGAUGAUGAAAGCAUGCGGACUGAAUCUCUCGAUGAAAAUGGAGAAAUUUCUUUGGAUCAGUGCCUAAAUAUGUUCACUGAACCUGAAGUUCUCAGCCCAGAUGAAGCAUGGUAUUGUCCUCAAUGCAAGGAACAUCGGGAGGCUACAAAGCAGCUUUCUAUAUGGCGUUUACCACAUACACUGAUCAUCCAACUGAAACGCUUCUCUUUUGGAAACAUCUCUUGGAGAGACAAGGUUGAUAAAAUGGUCAAUUUUCCUACUCGUGGUUUGGAUAUGUCUCAUUAUUUUGUUGGCAACCGACCAGAUAAUAAAACUUCUACAAUCUAUGACUUGUAUGGUGUAAUUAAUCACACAGGAGGCAUUUUAGGUGGGCAUUAUACAGCUUAUGUGCGUUGUGCUGAUAAGUACAAUUACAAUAAAAAUGAAGUUGAUUGGAGAUUUUGUGAUGAUAGCAGAGUCAUACCCUUCAGUGAGAAGAAUGUUGUAACUCGUUUAGCUUACCUGCUCUUCUACCGACGUCGAGAUAAACCUCCUCAAAUUGAUCCUAAAGCAGGCAAUCUUCUCAGCUGCAUUGCAACCAGUACAAGUGCUGGUAUUUCAAGUACUUUGACAUCUUCAGUGAGCCCUGUCUGUACUCAGGAUAAAUCCAUGAUGGAGAACCUUUGUUGCAAAAAGGAUGAACUUCCUGAGCUAGAUACUAUUCCAACACAAGAAACAAAACUGUAUAGCACAGCAUCAGGUUGGAGCAAUUCAAGUGAUGAAGAUUUCCCACCAACGCUGGACAAUCGAUACACUUGUACGAAUUUAAAUUACACAGACAUGGAUGCAGUUGAUUAA